This is a messenger RNA of Ambispora leptoticha, 1236 nucleotides long. NCBI's taxonomy places the organism in Eukaryota, Fungi, Glomeromycota, Glomeromycetes, Archaeosporales, Ambisporaceae. The record is from the annotation of a GenBank genome assembly.
AUGACUCUCGAUACUGCCGGCAGGGUUUUUAGCAUCGCGGGUAGGGGUUUAAAAUUAGAUACUGCCCAAGAUGUUCAAGAGUUCGUCGAUUCAAUAAUCGGAGCAAAAGACCUUGAAGAAGUCGUGUUGUGCGGGAAUACCAUUGGAGUUGAAGCUGCUCAAGCUAUUGGUCGUGCAUUAAAAGAAAAAACUGAGCUUAAGGUUUUGAAUGCGGCAGACAUCUUUACUAGUCGGGUUCGCGAAGAGGUUCCUCCUAGUGUAAAAGCUUUAUGUGAUGCUUUAAUUGACAAGGAAAAACUUGUUGAAAUAAACUUUAGUGAUAAUGCCUUUGGACCUGCUGGUGCCGAACCAAUGGUUGAUUUCCUUAUUAAUAAUAGAUGGUUUCAAAUUCUUAAGAUUAAUAAUGUCGGUCUUGGUCCACGUGGUGGCAACAUUAUUGGAAAAGCAUUACUUGAAGCAGCACGACUUAAUUCUAAAGAGAAUCGUUCAUCGGCUCUCAGGACAAUUGUUAUGGGUAGAAAUCGGCUAGAGAAUGGUUCAAGUAAACUGCUUGCUGAUGCCAUUGCAGCACAUGGGAAUUUGGUAGAAAUCAGAAUGCCACAAAAUGGUAUUCGACCUGAAGGAAUUAUUACUUUUUCGCGAGGGUUUGCUGCUUGCAAAAAUUUGGAAAUUCUUGAUUUACAGGAUAAUACAUUUACUGAUACUGGUUCUCGCGCAUUUGCGGAGGCUCUUCCGAAUUGGCCUAAUUUAAAAUUAUUAAAUAUUGGGGAUUGUUUGUUAAGUGGAGAGGGUGGUAUCGUUGUCGCAGAAGCUCUCUUAUUAGGGCAUAAUACUAAACUUCAUACUUUGAAUCUUCAGUACAACGAAAUUGACAAGAAAGGAAUCGACAUACUGGCAUCUGCAAUUUCUUCCCAUCUGAAGAGUUUAAGUUCCCUUGAAUUGAAUGGCAAUAAAGUCUUUGCUGAUGAUGCAUCCAUCAAAAAGGUCAUCAUGUCUUUAGAACUUCAUGGGUUUCCCGAAGCUCUCGGUGAAUUAGACGAUAUGGAAGUUACGGAUGAAGAAGACAACGACGAAGAGGAUUUAGUGGAACUUAUACCCAAAGGUAAAGAACCUAUUUUAAUUCAAAAAGAGGCGGAACCAGAAGAUCUGGAAGAUGUUGAAUCACCAUCAAUACAAAACAAACGUCAAGUGGAACAACUAACUGAGGAUUUCUCUAGGAUUUCUCUUUCCCCUUAG